Messenger RNA from Coregonus clupeaformis (lake whitefish), 2197 nucleotides. Its product is annotated as guanine nucleotide-binding protein G(t) subunit alpha-2-like. Gene Ontology annotation, biological process: detection of chemical stimulus involved in sensory perception of bitter taste; adenylate cyclase-modulating G protein-coupled receptor signaling pathway. The record is from RefSeq and is a predicted model, not a curated record. Lineage: Eukaryota; Metazoa; Chordata; Actinopteri; Salmoniformes; Salmonidae. The transcript is spliced from 9 exons. Gene Ontology annotation, cellular component: photoreceptor inner segment; heterotrimeric G-protein complex; photoreceptor outer segment. Gene Ontology annotation, molecular function: GTP binding; GTPase activity; G-protein beta/gamma-subunit complex binding. Bases 255 to 1319 code for a protein of 354 amino acids.
ACCAGAGAGAAGACAGCUUCCCUUAGUCCCCAAGCAGUGAUUGUCCGACUGUGUGCCAGUAUACAUCUCCAGAGUCCUCUUCCUCCAUCCACCAACCCCUGACUGAGGCCAGGACCCCUUGUUCCCAGCCCCCACCUCUGCCUCCCUCUGUGCCUGUCUCCCAGUGCACCCCUCAGACGGCGGGAGCGGACGGCCGCAUUUCCAUACCACACAGGAUCUUGACUUGAAGGAGUGAGAAAGACCCAAAGUUCAAAAUGGGAGCUGGAGGAAGUGUCGAAGACAAGGCAUUAGCCGCAAAGUCCAAGGAGCUUGAAAAGCAGCUGGCGGAGGAUGCAGACAAAGAAUCCAAGACAGUCAAGCUUCUGCUGCUUGGUGCUGGUGAGUCUGGGAAGAGCACAAUUGUCAAGCAGAUGAAAAUUCUCCAUCAAGGUGGUUAUACCAAAGAAGAACAAUUGGAGUUCAGGGCGAUCAUCUAUGGUAACAUCCUGCAGUCUGCUCUGGCCAUUAUCAGAGGCAUGGAGAUGCUGUCCAUUGACUUUGGAUCACCAAAAGGAUCUGAAGACGGGCAGAAGCUGUCCAACCUGUCAGACUCCAUUGAAGAGGGCUCCAUGCCCCCUGAGCUGGCUGACGUCAUCAAGAGGCUGUGGAGUGACAGUGGUGUCCAGGCCUCCUUCGAGAGAGCAGCUGAGUACCAGCUCAACGACUCAGCUGGCUACUACCUUGCAGAAUUGGACAGAAUCACAAAGUCUGAUUACCUGCCCAACGAGCAGGAUGUGCUGCGUUCUCGAGUCAAGACCACCGGUAUUAUCGAGGAGCAGUUCUCCUGCAAAGAGCUGCACUUCAGAAUGUUCGAUGUGGGCGGCCAGCGGUCGGAGAGAAAGAAGUGGAUCCAUUGUUUUGAGGGUGUGACCUGCAUCAUCUUCUGCGGAGCCCUCAGUGCUUAUGACAUGGUGCUCGUAGAGGACGAUGAAGUGAACCGUAUGCAUGAGUCUCUCCACUUGUUCAACAGUAUCUGCAACCACAGGUUCUUCGCCACCACCUCUAUCGUGCUCUUCCUUAACAAGAAGGAUCUCUUCGAGGAGAAGAUCAAGAAGGUCCACCUCAGCAUCUGCUUCCCAGACUAUGAUGGCCCCAACACGUAUGAUGAUGCCAGCGACUACAUCAAGAAGCAGUUUGAGGAGCUGAACAUGAAGAAGGGUGUCAAAGAAAUCUACUCUCACUUGACCUGCGCCACGGACACAAAGAACGUUGAGAUUGUGUUCGGAGCCGUGACAGACAUCAUUAUCAAAGAGAACCUAAAAUCUUGUGGUCUGUUCUAAGCAGAUACACAAAAAAGAUGUUAUUUUCCCCCUCAUCCCUCCACUUGGAUUCAUGUUGAAGUUGAGCAGUAGGAACAGAAUGCACAACAGAAGGCUUUGUAAUGGCAUAAGACUCUUCAGACCCUUCAAUUCUAGACUAUUCCUUCCUAACACCCUAAAUGAUGACUAAUGAAUGCAAAUACUAGGAAACAGCAACCAAUUUACUCCAAAGAUGGCAACAUGUCCCUCCCGGAGACAAUGUGGAUGAUGAUGUCCUUUAGAUGGAAAUUAGGAUAAGAAGUCAGAAGACCAGCAGAAUUAACAUAUGUUUAAUAUAGGUACUUUGUUAUUCUGAAUGAUUUCUGGCUCUGUAUGAUGGGUUUGUGUUGAGGAAAGUGUCCAAAGCUGCUCAUGGACUCCAAUUGAUAAACUUAUGAAAGGAUAUGUUUUGAGGUGAUCCAUUUUACUCAACAUGGUCAGAGUGAAGUCCUUUCCAGUAAUAUUGCUCUUGCCCCAUGAUUUAUGUUUUUAUCUAGUUCUAAGUAUCUCAAAUUAGAACUCUGUUUGGAUAUGCCUACUGUUUUGCACCAGAUGUAACACAGUAAAAAAAAAAAUAUUUAGCUAAUUCCAAUCAGUGAGUUCAAAUAGCCAAGUCUAAACUGGAAUUUAAGAAAAAGUACCCUCAAAACAAGUUAGCAACGUAUUUUGUAAAUACAAUAGUAGAAUAGUGGACCUUAUAUAUAUUAAUAUUCAAAUACGUAUCAAAAUGUUCAACAUCAGUGACAUGUUUAGUGAUGUAUAUGUAUAUUUCAUUUUGACUAUUUACAAUUGAACAUGUAACUCUGACCGGUCUUGCGAAAGAUAGACAUUCAAAAUAAAAAUCGACAUAGAAACUUCAA